AUGGUCGGAAUUCGGGACUUAAUGCCAACCCUCUGGCAUUUCAAGAUCUGGGAGCCUGAGAUUGAUCCUGACGAUAGUUUUAGAGACGGUAUAUGCCACUGCCUCAAAAAGCUAUCCAAGCUGGUUGAGUUAGACUCCUAUGAGGUGAACGUUGAGAAGGGCCUGGCUGUCGCAAAGGUAGUCCGCCUGCGAAAAUCCAAGAUUGCUAUCCAGCAGAGUAAAACAUUCGAAGAUGGCAUUGAGCCUACGUCUAGCGUCUUCCAAACAUACUGGACUGCGUCGUUCUUCAACGGAAUCCUGUCACAAGGCCCUGAGCUCAUUGAAGAGGCUCCUUUUCGCGGUUCUGGCCAAGGUAAACCGUACCUCGCUCCUACUGCUCUUGCGUUUGCGGUUGCUGCUCUUGGAGGCAUCUUCGACGCCUUCCGAAUGUUCCAACAACUUUAUAGCAAACCGCUCACGAGUGUUGAAGACGUGCAGCGCACUAUAAAAGAGUCAACUCCCACCGUGGAAUCCUGGUUGAACUGGCUUUUUGAGUCAGAGGCAAGCGAAAGUAAAAGCCAAGAGGGAACACUGGACAAGCAGAAACUGGAAGAGAGGAGGUUAAGUUAUAAGAAGGAUCUGACCCGGUUCACUGAUGCUUUUGAUAUCUUCCUCGAGAGCUACAAAAACAUCCCAGCACCUUUAACUAACGGUGGAGGAGCAGACCUCCGUUCCGGUGCCUGGACGUGCACCAUCUGUAGUAAUCUCUGCGACAUGAUGACCGUGGCGUCUAAGCUCCUCAGAAACAACAAGUGUCUCAUUAAAGCUAGGAAUCAAGAGUUAACACAAGCAGUCCAAUCAGGGGUCUUCACCGCUGUGUCCGCUUCCAUGGUGUGGUUAAAUGCGGCUUCAGUGGCAGUUGUUGAUGCUGCCCCCGCUUCUGCAACCGCUGUCUCCGCUACAGCGCCAUCUAUAGCCCUUUUUUUCUUGGUAGGGGGCACAUCCAUUUUAUCCGCUUUGGUUUCCGUCAACUCUUUCAAUAAGAGCCAGGAGCUCAACGUGGAGUGUGAGAGGCUCAACGACGUUUUUGAGGCGAUAAUUUCUUCUUCGACAAAAAUCCUCAAUGCCAAUAUCACUGUGCAGAAAUUUCAACAUGACAGGACCAAACCAUCGUCCACCUCGGCAGAAAAAGACUCACAAGGUCGAUGGGAGCAACCCAUUGUCGAAUUCGACCGUAUGUCGCUAGAGCACAAGAAUGAAGGAUGUUCUGAGUUAGAGCUACUGAUGAUGUAUAUCAAUGAACAGGGUAUUGCGCUGCAGAAGCAACGCGAAAGACUCAUCAUCUGA
Molecule: messenger RNA, 1326 nt
Organism: Clonostachys byssicola
Lineage: Eukaryota; Fungi; Ascomycota; Sordariomycetes; Hypocreales; Bionectriaceae
Source: the annotation of a GenBank genome assembly